Molecule: messenger RNA, 2284 nt
Organism: Asparagus officinalis (garden asparagus)
Lineage: Eukaryota; Viridiplantae; Streptophyta; Magnoliopsida; Asparagales; Asparagaceae
Product: target of Myb protein 1-like
Exons: 10
Coding region: 161-2038 (625 amino acids)
Biological process (GO): protein transport to vacuole involved in ubiquitin-dependent protein catabolic process via the multivesicular body sorting pathway
Molecular function (GO): ubiquitin binding; phosphatidylinositol binding
Source: RefSeq, a predicted model, not a curated record
CCAUUCUCUCCCCUCAAAAAAGUAAGACAUAUAAAUAAUUAAUUACUUAAUUUGCUGCAAAAAGUGAAGAAAGAUAUCGACGACUAUCCUUCUCUCCUAGGGCUUCCCUCUUUGCCCUAAUUUCUUGGGAUCUUGGUCGAGGACUUCGAUUUGGGGAGCGAUGGCGGGUUCGUUAGUGGAUCGGGCGACGAGCGAUCAUCUGAUCGGUCCUGAUUGGGCCAUGAACAUGGAGAUCUGCGAUAUACUAAAUCGUGAUCCUGGGCAAGUCAAGGAUGUUGUAAAAGGUCUCAAAAAACGUCUUGGUAGUAAGAAUCCGAAAGUCCAGCUUCUCGCACUCACUUUGUUAGAAACAGUGAUAAAAAAUUGUGGCGAUGUUGUCCAUAUGCAUGUAGCAGAGAAGGAUGUACUCCAUGAGAUGGUGAAGAUAGUGAAAAAGAAGCAUCCUGAUUUUCGUGUCAAAGAAAAGAUAUUGAGUUUAAUAGACACAUGGCAUGAGGCAUUUGGUGGCCCAAGAGCAAGAUAUCCACAGUACUUCGCAGCAUAUCAAGAGCUGUUGAGGCUUGGGGCUGUAUUUCCUCAAAAAUCUGAGAGCUCUGCACCUGUGUUUACUCCUCCUCAGUCACAACCAUUAUCAUCCUAUCCUCAAUCAGUAAGAAGCCCCAAUUAUCAGCACGAAGCACCAGAGAUUUCUGCUGCAUCUGAGUUUCCCACCUUGAGCCUCACAGAAAUUCAAAAUGCCCGUGGUAUCAUGGAUGUUCUUGCAGAAAUGCUGAAUGCUUUAGAUCCUGGAAACCGAGAGGGACUGAAACAAGAGGUUAUUGUUGACCUUGUUGACCAGUGUCGUACUUACAAGCAGAGAGUGGUGCAUCUUGUAAACACAAGCUCGGAUGAAGAGCUUCUUGGUCAGGGUCUUGCGCUGAAUGAUGAUUUGCAACGUGUUCUAGCAAAACAUGAUGCUAUUGCUGCAGGAGUUGCUGUUCGCAUGGAGAAACCAAAAUCUCUUCAGUCACUGGUGAAUAUUGAUAAUUCUUCAGUUUCAAACAAGGGUGCACAGCCAGAGCAGAGUUCUGCUGCAAGCACGAGUAGUCAACCUCCUCUUCAGCAGUUACUCUUACCUGCACCUCCAGUAUCCAAUGGAUCGUCAGCCCCUACACUAAAGUCUGAUUCUAUAAUAGAUCUUCUCAGCGGGGAUGAUUACAGUAAACCUGCAGCAGAGAAUCCACUGGCUCUUGUUCCGAUUAACGAGCCAGUUUCACUUACUCCAUCUGAUCAGAACGUCUUAGCACUUGCAGACAUGUUUCCUCAAAACAACAGCACCAGCAACAGCAAUAUAGCUACACCUGUUGUUUCUCAUUCUCAGACUGCUAUUUAUUCUAAUGGAGGCAUCCAAAACUCUGGAUCACCUAUUUAUGCGCAUGCAGCUUAUGCAUCAGGAGCACAAAUAAACAAUGCAAAUCCUGCAUGGAAUGGCCAACAGCAAACAAUUGACUAUGGCAACAAAGAUCAGAAUGGAGCUUUUCCUCCACCACCCUGGGAAGUUCAACAAUCAGAUGGGCAGGAUUCACAAUCAAUACAAAAUGGCCAUGUGGGAGGAAUGCAACCCAAUUUUUUGCAAACAAACCAAUUUGGAGGCCUUCAACCUCAACCUAUACAAAACCCUCAGUAUAUGGGAACAUCCCCUUAUGGCCAAGUAGGAGGCAUAUAUCCCCAGCCAAUGCAACCUAUGAUGCCUCAGCAACAAGCCAUAUAUGGAGGCCAAAUGGUGAUGGGUUAUGGAUAUGGACCACUGCCAAAUGCCCAAUUCUAUCAUCAGAGGACACAAUCAUACCCUUACGGAGCUCCAAACGACCUCUCGCAAAGAAUGUAUGGACUCUCUACGCAAGAUAACUCCUCAUACAAUCAUAUUCCCACUUCAACCUCUUAUUUGUCACAGUCCAACAAGCCUUCAAGGCCAGAAGAUAAGCUUUUUGGUGAUCUUGUUAAUAUGGCAAAGACCAAACCGAGCAAAGCUGGUAUUAAUAAAGUUGGGAGCUUGUGAAAUCUGUGAGAAGAUUCUCAUCUGAUUUUAUUUAGGAUUCUUUUGGCUUGUUGUACUUCAGUGUUUGCUGUGCAUAUUCUUCUUUCCAUCUUCUCAUUUUUGUAUAUUCUGUCAGUUAAUUUGAUUAUGUAUAUUUUAGCUAGAGAGGUUUGAUAGCAUGCUAUGUAUUGUGCAUUUUUUUGAACCAUCAAGAUGACAAAUUUUCAUAAUUGGGCUAGUAAAGUUUCCUGGUUCUGUUUUUUCCCA